AGGAGCCAUGUCUGUCGCAGCAUCUCUCCAUGACAACACUAGAAGAUGUGCCAAUUUUGCUCCUGACAUUUGGGGGAAUAUGUUUCUUCAACAUGCUUCAGAAUCUGAGGAUGUUGAUGACAGCGUGGAGCAUAAAGUGCAUAAAGAGAAACUAAAGAUGUUUAUACCUUCCAACCGUCAGAGUCGUUCAGAAAUGCUAAACUUCAUUGACUUGGUCCAACGUUUUGGAGUCUCUUACCACUUCGAACAAGAGAUUGAAGAAGCGUUGGCAAAGAUUCACAGCAUGUAUGCCAGCAACAACAACAUCCUUAUCAUGCAUCAGGAUGGAGAUGAUGAUCUUCACUCUCUUGCUUUACUCUUUCGAUUGCUGAGGCAACAUGGAUAUCCCAUUUCAUCUGAUGUAUUUGAGAGAUUCAAGGACGACAAAGGAGAGUUUAAUAUUAAUCAAAAUCUUACCAAGGACGUCGAAGGAAUGUUGGCCUUGUAUGAAGCGGCACAAUUAGAGAUUCAUGGAGAGAAUAUACUUGAUGAAGCUCUUCAUUUCACUUACACUCACCUUAAAUCCCUCACUGAUAACAACCAAUUGAGCCCUAUUCUCAAUGCACAAGUCAGCCACUGCUUAAGUCAGCCUCUGCACAAGAGAUCGCUUAGGCUAGAGGCAAGACAUUACAUGUCUUUCUACCAGCAGCAAGAUCCUUCCCAAAAUCAGAUGAUAAUGUUGCUCAACUUUGCAAAGCUAGAUUUCAAUAUGCUGCAGAAACUGCAUCGAAAAGAGCUUGGCAAUAUCACCAAGUGGUGGAAAGAAUCAGAAUUUACGAGGAAGGUACCCUAUGCUAGAGAUAGGUUGGUGGAGUCCUACUUUUGGGCUUUAUCCCUGUCCUAUGAGCCUCAAUUCAGCAUUGCAAGAAUGUUAGCUGGCAAGCUGGUUGCUAUUAUCGCUGUUCUUGAUGAUACCUAUGAUGUCUAUGGCAAACUUGAAGAACUUGAGCCCUUCACAGAGGCCAUCCACAGAUGGGAUAUAGGUCUCAUUAAAUCUCUUCCAGAGUGCAUGAAAGUGGUGUUUGAGGCAAUUAUCAACUCGGCUAAUGCGUACUUGAUGGAAGCAAAAUGGUGCCAUGAACACUGCGUUCCAAGCUAUGAGGAGUACAAGGAUAAUGGAGCUGUUUCUACUACUUGCCCACUUCUGAUAUCUUCAUUUCUCGGCCUUGGAAACCUUGCAACCAAAGAGGUGUUUGAAUGGCUUGCCACACAUCCCAAAAUUAUUGGGACCAUGUCAACGAUUGGCAGACUCCUCGAUGACAUGGCCACUCAUAAGUUGGAGCAGGAGAGAAAGCAUGUUGCUUCAGGAGUUGAGUGUUGCAUGAAACAAUUUGGAGUUUCAGAAGAAGAGGCUCAUAAAAUGCUCAACGAUGACAUCAAGAAUUGCUGGAAGGAUAUUAACGAAGAGUGCCUGAAUAAUCCACACAACGUCCCAAAGUCUGUGCUUGAUUGUGUCGUCAAUUUGGCUCGAGCGGCUGAGGUUUUCUAUGAAAACAAGCAAGACAGAUUCACCAACGGUGAGUCUCUCAAACAUUAUGUUGUCCAACUCCUUCUGGAUCCCAUACCCAUUGAGCCGUGACAAGUCACAGCAACAUUAGUUAUAGUUGAGCAUCCUAAAAUUAUAAAGUUUUAGAAAAAAAUCAUGGUCUUUAGUUGGGAUUAAUUUUUUUUAUUGAAUUUUUUCAAUCUAAUCUUUUAUAUUUCAGCACCCAUCUUUUUACUUUUUCAAUAGUCAUCUUUAGCAUUUCCAGUACUCAAUUUUUCAUUUUUUUAAAUAGUCAUCUAUGAUGUCUCCAAUACUUUUCCAUGAUUUCAGUACUGAAAAAAAAAAAUUAAAGAUAGGUGUUUCGUAGUACUGAAAACAAGAAAUAUGGGCAUUGAAAACAUCUAAGAUGACUAUUGAAAAGUUUAAAAAUCAAGUACAGGAAGUGAUGCUAAAAUAUGAGUGCUGAAAAUAUGAAAGAUGAAUGCUGAAAAUAAAAUUUUGAUUCCAGUUAAGGACUAUGGUUCUAUGUUGAAAUUUUAAAAUUUUAGGAUUCUUAACUAUAAAUAAUAUUAUUAGAGGGUCUUUAAAUGUCAUUCUCCCUACAUUUUAUACUUAAGACCUGUUAUUUUAAUUUUUUCUUGUCAAGUUUGUUGGUGAUAUGGAUUACAUGUCCAAGCCACUUCCUAUGUUUGCAAAGUUUGUGCGUGGUCCUCCUCUGUUCGAGGCAUGAAUAAAAGUGAUCACAUUAUAGUGGGUCUAACUUAUCUUAUCUGGUGUCG
Messenger RNA from Prosopis cineraria, 2304 nucleotides. RefSeq names its product probable terpene synthase 2. Lineage: Eukaryota; Viridiplantae; Streptophyta; Magnoliopsida; Fabales; Fabaceae. Gene Ontology annotation, molecular function: magnesium ion binding; terpene synthase activity. The record is from RefSeq and is a predicted model, not a curated record. Gene Ontology annotation, biological process: diterpenoid biosynthetic process. The transcript has 7 exons. Bases 8 to 1618 code for a protein of 536 amino acids.